Molecule: messenger RNA, 10277 nt
Organism: Cherax quadricarinatus
Lineage: Eukaryota; Metazoa; Arthropoda; Malacostraca; Decapoda; Parastacidae
Source: RefSeq, a predicted model, not a curated record
UUCACUUCAGUAAUUUUCACUCUUAAUUUCUCCCAUUUUACUCCCCAGCUCUCCACUGCAUAUCUGAAUUAUUUGUAUAGCUUAUAUUUGUUUUGGCAAGUGCAUUAGGAAUCUCAUAAUUUCGUACAGUGGUCCUUCGAUAAUCGUAGUUCUCGAGAGUCGUAGAUUUCGCUAAUCAUAGAUUGACUCAGGAAUAGUAGGUUGUCCGGGACGCGUAUGCACGGUGUUAGCCGGGGCAGCCUCCCUACCCAGCCAGUCUGGCAUUGUUUACCAGAGAGUGAAGGUCCCCUCACGUGCUCCUAUGAAAUAUUUCAUAAUAUUCCACUCAUUUUAGUGCUUGCAAGUACUAAAUAAGCUACCAUGGCUCCAAAGAAAGCUCCUAGUGCCAAGCCUUUGGUAAAGAAGGUGAGAAAUACAAUUGAAUUUAAGAAAAACAUCAUUGAACAAUAUGAAAGUGGCUUAAGUGCGGCUGAACUGGCCAGGAUGUAUAACAAACCCUACACAACCAUAUGUUCCAUCAUGGCCAAGAAAAAGGAAAUCAAGGAGGCUGUUGUUGCAAAGGGGGUAAAUAUGCUGACAAAAAUGAUAUCACCAGUACUCAAAGAGGUUGAGAAGUUAUUAUUGGUGUGGAUAGAUGAGAAACAGUUAGCAAGAGAUAGUGUUAUGACGUCGAUUAUUUGUGAAAAGGCUAGGCAGUUGCACGACGAUCUGGUAAAGAAAUUACAUGCAAAUAGUGGUGAUGUGAGUGAAUUUAAGGCCAGCAAAGGUUGGUUUGAGAGAUUUAAGAACUGUACUGGCAUACACAGUGUGGUAAGGCAUGGUGAGGCUGCCAGUUCGGGCCAUAAAGUGGCUGAAAAAUAUGUGCAUGAGUUCAAGGAGUACAUAAACAGUAAAGGACUGAAACCAGAACAAGUGUUCAAUUGUGACAAAACAGGCCUCUUUUGGAAGAAAAUGCCAAAGAGGACCUACAUUACACAGGAGGAAAAGGCACUGCCAGGACACAAGCCUUUGAAAGACAGGCUGACGCUCAUGUUCUGUGCUAAUGCUAGUGGGGAUUUCAAAGUGAAGCCGUUACUAGUGUACCAUUCUGAAAAUCCCAGUGUGUUCAGGAAAAACAAUGUUAUGAAGAGUAAAUUGUGUGUGUUUUGGAAAUCUAAUAGUAAGGCAUGGGUCACGAGGGAAAUUUUCGUCGAGUGGUUCAAUGAAGUGUUUGGCCCUAGUGUGAAGAAUUACCUCCUGGAAAAGAAAUUGGAUCUCAAGUGCGUCCUAGUAAUGGACAAUGCACCUGCUCAUCCUCCAAACUUGGAUGACCUAAUUUUCUAAGAGUUUGGGUUCAUCACAGUAAAGUUCUUGCCCCCGAAUACCACUCCUCUCCUCCAGCCCAUGGACCAGCAGGUCAUUGCAAACUUUAAAAAACUCUACACCAAAGCAAUAUUUCAAAGGUGCUUGAAUGUGACCUCAGACACUCACUUGACCCUAAGAGAUUUUUGGAAAGAACACUUCAGCAUCCUCCAUUGCAUAAUAAGCCUUAUAGGUAAGGCUUGGGAGGGAGUGACUACCAGGACUUUGAACUCUGCUUGGAGAAAAUUGUGGCCAGACUGUGUUGACAAGAGGGAUUUUGAAGGGUUUGGGACUGACCCUGAUGAGCCUAUGUCUGUUGUUAAAUCUAUUGUGGCACUGGGGAGUUCCAUGGGGUUGGAUGUGAGUUUGGAGGAUGUGGAAGAGUUGGUGGAAGACCACAACGAAGAGCUCACCACUGAGGAGCUGCAAGAUUCAGCAGGAAGAGCAACAGAUCGCAGCUCAGAAUCUUGCUGCAGAGAAGGAGGAAGAGAGAUGGAAGAAGGUGUCUUCUUCAGAAAUUAAGGAGAUUUUUGCAAUGUGGGGUAAGAUGGAAAGAUUUAUGGAGAAACAUCACCCUGACAAGGCUGUUGCAAGCCAUGUUGGCAACAUGUACAGUGACAAAGUCUUGGGCCAUUUUAGAGAAGUGUUAAAGAGACACCAGAAACAGAGCUCUCUGGACAGUUAUUUUGCAAAACAGGACUCCAGCGACUCUCAAGCUGGUCCUAGUGGCAUUAAGAAACAGAGAAGAGAAGCAACCCCAGAAAAGCAAUUGGUACCUGAGGUGUUGCUGGAAGGGGAUUCCCCUUCCAAACUGUAAAUAAUCCAAUCUCUCUCCUCCUCCAGUCUCCCAUAUACUAAGAAGAAUCUCCAAUAAAGGUAAGUGUUAUGCUGUUAAUGUUUCAUUCAUCAUUUCCCAUUGUAUUGUUUAUGUACUACAUCUAUAUUUCAUUAAAAAAAUUUUUUUUUAAUACUUCUGGGUGUCAGGAACGGAUUAAUUGUAUUUACAUUAUUUCUUAUGGGGAAAAUUCAUUCGAAAAUCGUAGAUUUCGAUAAUAGUAGCUCCUCCAGGAAUGGAUUAAAUACAGUAAACAAGGGACCACUCUACUUUGUCGAGAGUUAGCCACACCACAUGCCUUUAUAAAAUGCAUAACCCACCAUUCUUCCUACCUCCCUUCUGCAUAUUUAAGUUGUUACAUCAUCAGAUGCAUUAAACUUGAUCUUUGGUAUACACUAUGGUUGUUGGGUGUAGGCGUGAUGGGUUCUUAUUUGUUGGGUACAAAAUGGGUUCUUAUUUGUUGGGUACAAAAAAGUUAAGAAAUGUAUGGUAGAUUUUUGAAUAGAGAUGCUCAGCUUUUUUUUUUUUGUGAUCAAAUAUAUAUGCCAACAAGGUCUGUUGAACUAGCAAAAUGUGACAAUUAGUAAUGAUUGCAGUAAAUUAAUGAUAUUAGCCAUUUUAUAUUAAAAGUACUGAAUAACCACACAGUUCUAGGGUUUUGUAAAUUGUUACUCUCUAUUUUUUAACAUAUAAUAUCUUGAAACCAAGCAUCUGUUCAAGUUUCUUAUCUAAAUGCUUAGAGUGGUUUUUGUUGUGGAAUUAUUUGAAGCUUGUGCAGCUUCAUUGAGGAUGUUGGUUCUAAACUAUUUAUAUUUUUGUUUACAGAUGGUGCAUCAGUGAAUGUGAUUAGUGAUAGUGACCCCAUAUAUGCCAUUGAGUUGCCUCCUCACAAGGUGCCCACACAAGAAAGUGGUGCCUUUAUCCUCAUCACUUGGGUUAAUGUAGUUCUUGCUGAACCUGAGAACAUAAGGUUUGGUGGUAUAUAUCAAAGUCAGGUGGUGCGUGAUGUCAGCUAUGUAGAUCUACAAAAACUACUACUUAAGGAGAUGAUGACAAUGGUUACCAAUGAUACGCUAACAUCUGAACAGGAAGCAAGUUUUCAUAAUACUGUUUAUUUCCACAGUUGUUGAGUAUAGUAAUGUAAACAAAUCUGUUUUAUAGCCAGGUUGGGCAUGGAAUUACAGUACAUUGACCUAUAUUGGAUAUGAAUCAUCUCAUUAGUGUGAAGUGUCAGUGGUUCAACAUCACUUUCAGAAACAUUGUUUUUAGAUAAAUUUGCUUACAGAAGAGAGAAAUCUCUCAGCCCACAGCACACUUAUUGUGAUAAGUGUACUGUUGGCUGUGUCCUUACUGCCUUUAAUAUUUUGGUGUCUAGUGCUCUCAGUAUUUUUCUUACCUAAAAACUUCAUUUUUUGAUGAAAAAUUUACAUCACUGUUUGCCAGUGUCUAUGUAUCUCUGAGAGGAGAUUGAGAAAUGGGCUUGUCUUUUUAUUCAUCAUUUCUAGCAGUGUCAGUCAUGGCAUUUAGUUAAUAGCUUUAUGAUUAAAAGAGAACUUUCAAAGUAAACUACUUAAUAUUGAGAAAGGACAUAGUUGGAAAGAAGAGAUAGAGUAGUAGUAAUAUAACUACAAGCAGUACAAGAAAAAUUCCUAACAAAUUCUGUAGAGAUGAUAAUGUUUGAUAUUCAAAGUGAAGAUGAGGAGCUCUGUCAUAAAUGCUUAUGAUCCAACUUUUAAUAACAGACAGGAGGGGAAAUUUGAUAAGGUAAAUAAAGUACUGGUACUACAAAAUCAAGCAGGCAAAAAGUUAAAAUUUACAGUACUUUACUUUCAAAAAAUUGUACAAAUACAUUAACACAGUGCAGUUAGUUAAAAUAUCUGUAGCAUGCACAGUUUUAGAUCAGAGAUUCUGUAUUAAGCUUCUAUGAUAGUCCCCAAAGUCUAACAAGAUAGAUGUUCAUGGGCAUAUUACAGCCUAACACAUCGGCUGUUUCCCACCAAGGCAGGGUGACUUGAAAAAGAAGAAACACUUUCAUUAUCACUCAUCAUUGUCGUGCCAGAGGCAAGAUAUAGUGAUAUCUCCACCCCUUCCUUCAGAGCACAAGCACUGUACUUCCCACCUCCAGGACUCAAGUCCAGCUAACCAGUUUCCCUGAAUCCCUUCAAAAAUGUUACUUUGCUCACACUCCAACAGCACUUCAAGUCAUAGAAACCAUUUGCCUCCACUUGCUCCUAUUUAACACGCUCACACACACUUGCUGGAAGUUUAAGCCCCUCACAUACAAAACCACCUUUACCCUCUCCCUCCAACCUUUUAGGAUGACUCCUACCCUGCCUUCCUUCCACUACAGAUUUAUAUGCCUUCCAAGUCAUUCUAUUUCGUUCCAUCCUCUCUAAAUAUCCGAACCACCUCAACAACCCCUCCUCAGCAGUAUUAGGUUUCCUAAGUGUUACAAGAUAAAUUACUUAUUGAUUUUGUUAGUGUAUUAUUAAGUAACCUCGACUGCAGUAUUUUAUUCCGAUCUGAGGGAUAGUUUUGGCGAUUUAAACUUUCUAUUUUAGUUUUCUUCACAAGGCUGUAUCUUUAUAACAUUUCUGCAUGUUAUUGUGAAAUUUUAUUAAAACCCAUUCUCCAGUAUAUAAAUACAAGCAGGCCCUGCUUUAUAGCGCUUCACUUUACAGUGUUUUGCUGAUGCAGUGGUUUUCAGUUAUACCCAUUUUCAAUUAUUCAGAUUCGGACUUCCUACAAUAAAUAUAUUCACCACUGAAUAUAAACCAAAGACAAAAAUAUUUUGAGGUAAGGCCUAUCUCAAUUGCUCACUUAAUAUAUCAUAAUGUAAAUGUGUUAUCAGGCAUUUAUAUGCAUUUGAAAGCAAAAAAAAGCUGUGAUUCACUUUACAGCAGUAGUCUGGAACCUAACCUGUUGUAUAAGCAGGGCCCUUCUGUUCAUUACAAAAAAAGGCCCCUGCUACUGAGGAUGUUCCACACUUGUGUGAUAUACCGUCAACAGUUAGAACAAGAGGCCAGGUUUUGACAGCUUUGCGGGUCUGCAGGCCAUUAGCAGAAACAACCUGGUUCGCUAGGUAGUCAGCAAGAGAGUCUGGCCUCAGGCUGGGCUGCAAGGGUAGAAAAAAUUGGUCACAGAUAUGUCAUAGUUUUAAACUAAGAAUAAAGCAGUGCAGAAAUGACACCAGAAAAUAUUUCUUUGCAAAUAUAAUAGUAGAUUACUGUAAUGAUAUCCAAGAGAAAAUAGUAUGUUCUACAAGCUCUGAGAACCUUAAAUAAUUACACGUAUGUGGCAAACUAAAUUGAAGAUGGGACACUUAAAGCAUGGUUCUUCUCUAACUUCAAAUAGGUUAUCAAACAGUCAGAUAUGUAGAACAAGAGCGGAAGAAUGCAAUUUCAGAAUGUAACAUUGGCACCAUCUUCAAGAUGUUCUGCAUAUGUUCCAGGAUGUAGGUUAAAACAAAGGGGUGGAAUAGAGAAAUGCAUUGCCCUCUACCAGUGGACAAGAAUACCUGCAUUUCAAGUUGAUUCUAGACAAGAUUUCACACUCCAGCUCACCUCUUCUCACAUGGCAGAGGCCGUAGCCUCAAAACAAUAUUUCUUCAAGAGGAACAUAUGAAUCUGGUUAUGAUCUGGUCUCUUAACCUUGCAGACCUGUUCAUGUCCACAACAAACCUCAUCUAUCUGUCCUUCACCUUGUAGACUUUCCUGCUAACUUGUGCUACUUGUCGCAUUUUCACCUCUGUGACUGGCAGAAUUAUAUAUUCAUCGCCUAGAUAAGAACUUUAAUGUAAAUUGGUUGGCUAACAUUUUUAAAACAAUGUGCUAGUUUUAGGCUCAAAAAUGAUAAACAGCUCUUAGGUGUAUAUAUAUUGGAAUAGAUAUUCCCACAUCUGCAUUUACACUCCUCCAGGGAUUUUGUAACAUUAAAGAAAUACAGUAAUAUAUGCAUUCUAAAGUAACAUAUGGAUUCUAAAUAAAAGUUGCAAAGGUUAGUGGAUGAAUUUGGGAGGGUGUGUAAAGGUAGAAAGUUGAAAGUGAACAUAGUUAAGAGUAAGGUGAUGAUGGUAUCAAAUAAUUUAGAUAAAGAAAAAUUGGAUAUCAUAUUGAAGGAUAGAAGUAUGAAAGAAGUGAAUGUUUUCAGAUAUUUGGGAGUUCAUUUGUCAGUGUAUGGGUUUAUGAAGGAUGAAGGUUAGCCAUAGAAUUGAUGAAGAAAAAAAGGUGAGUGGUGUGUUGAGGUAUCUGUGGAGACAAAAAACAUUAUCCAUGGUGGCAAAGAAGGGAAUGUAGGAGAGUAUAGUGAUACCAACUCUCUUAUAUGGGUGUGAAGCAUGGGUUGUAAAUGCUGCAGCGAGGAGGCGGCUGGAGGCAGUGGAGAUGUCAUGUCUAAGGGCAAUGUGUGGUGUAAAUAUUAUGCAGAGAAUUCAUAAUGUGGAAAUUAGGAGGAGGUGUGGAAUUACUAAAAGUGUUAGUCAGAGGGCUGAAGAGGGGCUGUUGAGGUGGUUUGGUCAUUUCAAGAGAAUGGAAUAAAGUAGAAUGACUUGGAGAAUGUAUUAAUCUAUUGGGGAAGUAAGGCAGCUUAGGGGUCAUCCUCAAAAAGGUGGGAGGGAGGGGGUAAAGAAGGUUUUGUGGGCUAGGGGCUUGGAUUUCCAGCAAGUGUGUGUGUGUGUUAGUUAGUUACCAUUUUGUCCUAGGCACAUGUCGAUUAGACACUAGGCCUGUUGUAUAUGAGUACGUGUGUGUGUGUGUUAGUUACCAUUUUGUCCUAGGCACAUGUUGAUUAGACACUAGGCCUGUUGUAUAUGAGUAUGUGUGUGUGUGUGUGUGUGUGUGUGUGUGUUAGAUAGGAGUGAGUGGAGAUGAAUGGUUUUUGGGGCCUGACUAGCUGUUGGAUUAUGAGAAGGGUAAUAUUUUGUGAAGGGAUUCAGGGAAAUCGGUUAGCCAGACUCGAGUCCUGGAAAUGGGAUGUACAAUACCUGCACUUUAAAGGAGGGGUUUAGGAUAUUGGCAGUGUGGAGGGAUGACUAAACUGUCAUAUUCGAGAGCCUCUGCAAAGACAGUGAUUAUGUAUGAGUGAUGGUGAAAGUGUUGAAUGAGGAUGAAAGUUUUUUCCUUCUUUUUGGGCUUUUCUUUCUUUUUGGCUCGCCCUGCCUCUUGGUUUUAGUUCUUGAACGCCUUAACUCAUUCGGUGAUUUUUCUAAAGAUGUUUAGUCUAAGAAAAUUAUAUACUAUAUGCAGUGGAACCUCUACUUGCAAGUACAUCCACGUGCGAGUUUUUCCAAAUACGAGCAGUCGAUGGGUCGAUUUUUUGUUUCCAUAUGCGAGCAAAAUUUCCAUAAGCGAACAGACCUCAAGGCAGGUUCCUUGACGCUGGUGAGGGGCUCUUGCUCUUGAUCUAGGGAAUUGUAUCUCAUUUGUUGGGCAAUGUAUGAUGGAAAGAUGCUUCUUAACGUACACCAAAAAUGAAAAAAAUCUAAGCAUAAAUAAUGGAGUUCACUUCUCGGCAAUUAGCCACCCCUUAGCGGUAUUUUCGUAUGGUUUUUAUGGUUGUAUCCUUGUUUUUUUGGUCUCAUUUGAUAGAAUGGAAGAUAUAUUACAGAAAUAGAUAUGAUUUUGAUUGCUUUCACGACGAUUUCAUCAUUGCUUAGUUAAUCUUAAGUUAAUUUUAAGCCAGCCCGUAAUGCUAUGCAUAUAAGUGGCUUUGGCAUGCUGCUCUUACCUGUAUUUUUUUUUUGUACCUCUGUAUGUAUGCUAAAAUUUCUAAAUAAAUAAAUAAAAGUACCUUGAAAUUGAGUUCAACACAGGAGAAAUGUUUGAUUGUUUUGGCUAUGUUCAAGAGUAAACAAAUGACGUCACUGUCAAUUCCAAUAUGCAGUCGUGAAUGGGUUGACAUUAUUUAUACAACUAUUGCAAUAUGGCAUAAUAGUAAAUCUUAUAUAUUUUGUGUGAAUAAAAAUUACAAAUUAUUUAUGUUGUAAUAAUAAUAAUAAUAAUAAUAGUAGUAGUAGGUUGGUAGACAGCAACCUCCCAGGGAGGUACUACCGUCCUGCCAAGUGAGUGUAAAACGAAAGCCUGUAAUUGUUUUUACAUGAUGGUAGGAUUGCUGGUGUCUUUUGUCUGUCUCAUAAAUAUGCAAGACUACAGGUAUGUCUUGCUACUUCUACUUACACUUAGGUCACACUACACAUACAUGUACACGUUUAUUUAUACACACUCAUCUGAGUUUUCUUUGAUUUUAUCUUAAUAGUUCUUGGUCUUAUUACUUUUCGUUUUAUAUCCAUGGGGAAGUGGAAUAAGAAUCUUUCCUCCGUAAGCCAUGCAUGUUGUAAAAGUCAACUAAAAUGCCGGGAACAAUGGGCUAGUAACCUCUUUUCCUGUAAAGAUUACUAAAAAGAAUAAUAAGAAGAAAAUUGUCAAAGUGGGAAGUCUGAAUGUGCGUGGAUGUUGUGCAGAUGAUAAGAAAGAGAUGAUUGUGGAUGGGUUUUGAAUGAGAAGAAGCUGGAUGUCCUGGCUUUAAGUGAAACAAAGCUGAAGGGGGUGGGAGAGUUUCAAUGGAGAGGAAUAAAUGGGAUUAGGUUAGGGGUUUCAAAUAGAGUUAGAGCUAAAGAAGGGGUAGCAAUAAUGUUGAAGGAUAAGCUAUGGCAGGAAAAGAGGGACUAUAAAUGUAUUAAUUCAAGGAUUAUGUGGAGUAAAAUAAAGAUUGGAUGUGAAAAGUGGGUUAUAAUAAGCGUGUAUGCACCUGGAGAAGAGAGAAGUGUAGAGGAGAGAGAAAAGAUUUUGGGAAAUGUUGAGUGAAUGCGUGGGGAGUUUUGAAUCAAGUGUGAGAGUAAUGGUGGUUGGGGAUUUCAAUGCUAAAGUGGGUAAAAAUGUUAUGGAGGGAGUAGUAGGUAAAUUUGGGGUGCCAGGGGUAAAUGUAAAUAGGGAGCCUUUAAUUGAGCUAUGUGUAGAAAGAGAUUUGGUAAUAAGUAAUACAUAUUUUAUGAAACAGAGGAUAAAUAAAUAUACAAGGUAUGAUGUAGCACGUAAUGCAAGUAGUUUAUUGAAUUAUAUAUUGGUGGAUAAAAGGUUGAUGGGUAGGCUCCAGGAUGUACAUGUUUUUAGAGGGGCAACUGAUAUAUUGGAUCAUUAUUUAGUUGUAGCUACAGUUAGAGUAAGAGGUAGAUGGGAAAAGAGGAAGGUGGCAACAACAAGUAAGAGGGAGGUGAAAGUGUAUAAACUAAGGGAGGAGGAAGUUCGGGUGAGAUAUAAGCGACUAUUGGAAGAAAGGCGGGUUAGAGCAAAGAUGAGUAGUGGGGGGGGUUGAAGAGGGUUGGAAUAGUUUUAAAAAUGCAGUAUUAGAAUGUGGGGCAGAAGUUUGUGGUUAUAGGAGGGUGGGGGCAGGAGGAAAAAAGGAGUGAUUGGUGGAAUGAUGAAGUAAAGGGUGUGAUAAAAGAGAAAAAGGUAGCUUAUGAGAGGUUUUUACAAAGCAGAAGUGUUAUAAGAAGAGCAGAGUAUAUGGAGAGUAAAAGAAAGGUGAAGAGAGUGGUGAGAGAGUGCAAAAGGAGAGCAGAUGAUAGAGUGGGAGAGGCACUGUCAAGAAAUUUUAAUGAAAAUAAGAAAAAAUUUUGGAGUUAAACAAGUUAAGAAAGCCUAGGGAAAGUAUGGAUUUGUCAGUUAAAAACAGAGUAGGGGAGUUAGUAGAUGGGGAGAGGGAGGUAUUGGGUAGAUGGCGAGAAUAUUUUGAGGAACUUUUAAAUGUUAAGGAAGAAAGAGAGGCGGUAAUUUCAUGCACUGGUCAGGGAGGUAUACCAUCUUUUAGGAGUGAAGAAGAGCAGAAUGUAAGUGUGGGGGAGGUACGUGAGGCAUUACGUAGAAUGAAAGGGGGUAAAGCAGCUGGAACUGAUGGGAUCAUGACAGAAAUGUUAAAAGCAGGGGGGGAUAUAGUGUUGGAGUGGUUGGUAUUUUUGUUUAACCCUUUCAGGGUCCGUCCCGUAGAUCUAUGGCUUUACGUUGAGUGUCCAAACCGUAGAUCUAUGCCAAAAUUCUAGCGCCGUCAAAUUUAGCGCGAAAACGCUCAUAGGCCUACCCUGUGAGAGAACGGGUCUGCGCGGUGGGUG